UUGCUGUGCUAUUUUCUUUAUUUUUUUUGUUGUUGUCACAGGCGUCGUAAUUGGCAAGUUGUCUUCUAAUUCAAAGUCAGCGACAGUUUCUUGUGCUCUGUGUGGCAUAUUUAUUGUAUUGUUGUACAUUUUUGCAACUGGUUGAGUUUCCAAACAGCUCAUCAGCAAACAAAGAAACGCACGCACAAACACACACACACACACACACACAUAUAUACAAACACACGCAAACACUGCAAUUAAAGGCAGGUAAACGAACGCAAAGGGAAGCGGAAACUCUCAGGCAGGGACAAUAGAAGUGCUCUGAUAAAAACUCAAAAGAAUUAAGUACACGCACAACUAUGGGCCGCAUCUUUCUGGAGCACCUUGGCGGCCUCAAGCUGUUCAACUGCGCCCAAUGCCACACCAAUUUGACCAAUCGCAGCCAAUUAAUCAGCACACGCUUCACUGGCGCCACGGGACGCGCCUAUCUGUUUAAGCGCGUGGUCAACUUGACGUUCAGCGCCAUUCAGGAGCGCGUGAUGCUCACGGGCCGUCAUAUGGUGCGCGAUGUCAUGUGCAAGAACUGUGGCGCCAAGCUCGGCUGGAUGUAUGAGUUUGCCACCGAGGAGACGCAAAAAUACAAAGAGGGACGCGUCAUUCUCGAAUAUGCACUGAUCAAUGAGGCGGAGGGUUUCCCAUCGGAGGCGGGCGGCACCAGCCACUGAACACACGAGCGUACCUGCAGCUCCAGGCCAAUAAAGCGUGUGUAGCCCUAAGUAUUGAAUAGCAAGCCGCAGGCGAUGGCUUCUAUAGCAUAUGUAAUAAUGUAAUCGAUCACCGAGGUCCUUGCAUCGACAACUGGCUAGUGUGUGUGUGUGUGUGCGUGUGAGUGUGUAUAGCUAGAUAUCAUGUCGAGUUCGUUAACGUAUAAUUACAGCCCCUGUCAGCGUUACUUAAACGUAGUUUAAGACAUUAGCACAUAAGCAACUGCGCGGCGCCCAAUUCUAAAAAUACUAUUUAUGAGGCUGAACUGCUAAAUCACUCCCACCUCCUUCUCCCUUCGUUGCCGUGUGGCACAACGGAACUACAUUUGUCCCCCUUCUUUUUUUUUUGUAACUUGCAAUUAUCAUAAGGAACACAUAUGUGUCCGUCGUCAACAACUUCAUAAAUUAAUAAAAUAAGAGAUCUCUAGUUAUCUUUAUA
This is a messenger RNA of Drosophila novamexicana, 1185 nucleotides long. It is a transcript of the gene Yippee, whose product is annotated as protein yippee. The coding region runs from base 342 to 707 and encodes 121 amino acids. NCBI's taxonomy places the organism in Eukaryota, Metazoa, Arthropoda, Insecta, Diptera, Drosophilidae. The transcript has 4 exons. The record is from RefSeq and is a predicted model, not a curated record.